GGCGGUUGGACACUUUGGCGAGGGAGGCCUCGUUCUCCAGGGUUCGGCGUCUCCAAUCGGAGAGAGGGGGACUGCUGAAGGGAGGGGCUGUGGGGACGCCUGAGUCCCCGGGCCGAGUGUAGGAGGCAGAGCUUCCUGGCGGGAUUCCGCCCUGGGCCCAUCCUGGCCGGGGCCCCAGGCCCCGGGAUCCUGGACUCGGGACCUGCCCUGACCUAGGGACCAUCACAGCCAUGGGAUCUCACGGCUCCCACUACGAAAGAGAGACCAAACUGGACUUGAUCUUAGAGGAGACCGGCUGUGAGUGGGACUGCUGCGGACCCAAGUGUCCGAGGCUCCUGGCGCCCGGAAGGACUGCGUCGGGGCGGCGGCUGGGGUGAAAGGGCUGGGACACAGCUCAGCCGAUUCCCAAGCAGGAGCCAGGACUGGAUCCCAAACGCAGACUUCCCAGGUCCCUGCGGCCGAAGACCCCAGCGGCUGACUGGGACUGGCGCGGGCGGGGGGCAGGAUGGUCCCUUGGUCUCUCUGAGCUUUGUCUUUCGGGCCAACCUCAGUCACCUCCAUCAGCGAUUCCAGUGCUUGGACAAGAAUAAAAAGGGCUUCUCGAGGUGAGCAGAGUCUACCCCACCCUUACGGCUCUGGAACAUUGAGGACUGGGCCUCUGAGCUUUCAAGCCUUUUCCCCAGCCCUGCAUUGACUGACUGUUGCCAUGGUCCCUUACUCCCCACCCAAUGAUGCCUGUGACACUUCAGCUCAAUGUGAAAGCUUGAUGGAAGGUUUCCCCCUUGUAUAAUAAGGUUCCUUUUCCUUUAUUCUGCCUCCCUCCUCCCAAACUCUCCCUCCCAGUCCAGUCAGAUGCUAGAUUUUUGACCCUGAAACUUCCCCAACCGUGGGAUGCAUCUACACACUGUAAAAGAACUUGAAAUGAACCCACUGGCAAAUCGGGUCAUCAACAGCUUUUUCCCGGAUGGGGGUCAGUGUGUGGAUUUCCGAGGCUUUGUCUGGGUCCUGGCCCAUUUUUGACCAUUGGAAAAUAAGGACUCAACCACUGGGGAUCCCCAGAAGCCUGAGCCUCCAAACAGCCGGAACAACGAACUGCGUUGGGCACUGCCAGGUCUUGAGGUUGAUAGCUGGGUUCGAGGUGACAGAUGAGCAGUUGGAGGUCAUUGCAGCCCAGACAGUGCAAGAAGCUGAUGAGGAUGGGGACGGAGCUAUGUCCUUUGAGGAGUUUACCAAGGAGGCAUCUUCCCCACCCUGGAGGAAUCCACUUCCAACCCCCAGCAGUAUUCCUUUCCAUUCCAGGGGUGCACCCCUCACUAUUCCUGGUGGAAUCUGCUUUCUGGCCCUGGAGGGAUCUGCCACCAGACCUGGAAGAAUCCAUCUCCAAAGGGCUAUGCCUCUCUCCUUUUAGGGGGAUCCUGAAAAUCUCGUGGGGUUCCUCUGCUUCUGGAGGGAUUCACCCCCCACCUGAGUUAAUUUAGCCCAAUCUAGAGAAUCCAUGCUGCACCAUGGAAGGAACACACUGUUCCUUCCUGAAAGGCUCCACCUCGGAGGGUCUUCCUCCAUUUCCAGAAGGGUCCCCCCCCCACCUUCCUAUAGGGUUCUCAGCCCCUCACUCAGCUGGAGGAAUAUUCCCCACUCCCCUUCACAUAGACUGAGUUGCUUUCAAGUCCCCCUCCCCACCUCUCCACCUUGCCCACCUGCUAGGUCGUUUAAUCAGUAAGUUUGGAAAAGCCCUUGUCAGUAUUUGUGUAUAGCUCAA
Molecule: messenger RNA, 1759 nt
Organism: Phascolarctos cinereus (koala)
Lineage: Eukaryota; Metazoa; Chordata; Mammalia; Diprotodontia; Phascolarctidae
Source: RefSeq, a predicted model, not a curated record